AUGUCCUUCGUCACCACCCUGAAAGAACAAUCGCCCGCCUACGCUGCCUAUACUGCCCUCCCUCGCCAGCCCAAAAAUGCCCCUCGCUUCACGGACAGUCCCCACGGCUAUCCGAUCGUCGAACCCGGCGAGCUGUUCUGUCGGAUGGACGGUGUCGGACGGCCAUGCUGUGGCACGAAGCUGCUGUCCACGGAGUCGCUGCUUUACCACAUGGAGGCAGUCCACGGUGCUAUGAGGACGAGUCGGCCGGUGGAGAAGCAGUGGAGCAGUAGCGAUUUGGGCGAGUUGGAGAGGUUGCACUACUUCUACAAGCAUCUGAUGAAGGAUGAGGCGUAUCCCGGGAAAUCGAAACAUGAGGGGUAUUCAGGAAAGGCGAAAACUACAAUCAGUCCGGAAGUCGAAGCCAUGACCAGAACAACCGCACCAACACGAACACCAGACGCACCGAAACCUGGGUUGAAACGCAAAUUCCCCUUUCCUGCCAGUAACGGCGGCGCACAUCGCACGAUCCCACCACCAAGAUCUACGCUGAAGCGCAAAAAGACUGCCGAAGAGUCCUCCACUGACGCUUUCGUCGCUCAGAUGAUCCUGACUCCCAAUAAACGUCCUCGACCGACCGGUCUAACCUCAACUCUGCUCAGAGCUUCACCACCCAAACCUCCAUCCCAGAAACUCGAACCUCUCGCCCUCCGCGGCGAAAAGCUCCUCAAAGAGAUCGCCGUCAAAGAAGCCAGCAUCAAAUCAGAAUUGAAAGAAAGCCAGCUGAAAGAAGUCAGAAUCAAAGCAGAGCUUUUGGAGGCGCAGCUAUUAGAAGCGCAGAUUGCGCAGGAUGUGUCGAAGGCGAAACUGAGACAAUUGGAUUUGGGGAAGGAGUUGAAAGAGAUUGUGGAGAAAGAUGGGAGGGUGAGAGCGAGGCUGGAGGGCGUUGCGGAGGGGAGGGGAAGGGUGGUGGAUUUGUUGGAUGAUGAGGAUGGGUAG
Zasmidium cellare ATCC 36951 is the source of this 978-nucleotide messenger RNA. RefSeq lists its product as uncharacterized. Bases 1 to 978 code for a protein of 325 amino acids. The transcript is spliced from 3 exons. The record is from RefSeq and is a predicted model, not a curated record. NCBI's taxonomy places the organism in Eukaryota, Fungi, Ascomycota, Dothideomycetes, Mycosphaerellales, Mycosphaerellaceae.